UCGUGAGUUGUACAGAAGCAGGUAGUAAUGGAAGAUCAUGUUUGAACCUAUCCAGAAAGGUUGAAAUAGUAGAGUUAUAACGGUCUUGUUGUGGGCAACUGUGCGCGCUAUUGUACCAUGAAAGAAUGGAUAUUGUUGUCCCUUGUUUUCCUGUGUGGCCUGUUGUUUGUGCAAUCAUUGCGGACUGAGCGCCUCUCGAACAUUCGCAAUUGGCAAAGGUCCCCUCUUGCCUAUCACGCUGUGCGCGAGGCGUACGCCUUCGUGUCCAAGCGCAGUGAUGGCUCUCAAAGCAGGUUCAACCUUGGACACCUAGUGAGCAGCAGGGAUGAGUGGAACGAGGAUUCGCCUGCGAGGAGUCGUUACACUGAGCACGCACAGCAUUCCCAGCAUCAUGGUGCAGCUGGUCGUGGGAAGGCAGCGAAUCACAUCGUGCGGCUGCUAGUCAUCGACUCCAUCCCCGGGAGCAUUUUGGAAAAGCACAGUGGUCCGUCGCUCCACAUAACACUAAAGCUGCAGGGAGACAUUUACAUCAGUUGCCGAUCGCCAGCCUCUGAUAUUCAAGUGACUACUGUCCACACCGGUUCUAAGAAACAAGUGAACAAUCUUCACACCAUCGUCACCUAUAAUCGAGCAGUAAACCGCCUCACAGUGGUUGUGGAAUCCAACUCCAAGAAGAAAGACAACAAUCCAGGAACGCUUUUCUCCUCCAUAUUCGGCCAGCAUUCAGACGUUACCAUCGAGCUGCCAUGUCGGCGCUUCUGGCCUGGAAAGUCCUACGUUACGUUUCAGAAACCCAAUGGAUAUGUACACAUCUCCGAAGCAAAGAAUGCAACUGUAGAUUCGGCUUCUAUGGCAACACACUGCAUUCCGAAAAGGAAAAUCAUCGUGAAAGCCCCAGCCUUUCAAAUGUGUCCGCAUAAGUGUGAGCACAGAUGCAACGCAGUAACUCGGCAAUGCGAAUGUCGCACCGGCUACGUUUCUGGCAUUGCACAUCCCGGAAGAUGCCUCCUAACUGCACUGGUGGAGAUGGAUGUACCUGGUCUCUCAGUGGAACUGAGCUACUCACUUUACAGCACGAAGAAUCUAGGCGCACUGUUCUGCCUCUCCCUUACACAACAUCUCCACAUCUCUGAUCAGGAAAUCAAAGACGUCGACAUUGGAAAGGACCGAAUCAAUAUUCUACUUGUGGAAAAGGAGGUUGCCUUCAAAAGUCGCACGUUUCAGCUGGAGAAGCUGGCAAGUAGAGUCAUCGACAUGGCCAGACGGCAGGAAAUUGUCUUUGAUCUGUUUGACUUCGACAUGCCACCUGUAACCAAUGCAAGGGAGAUCUAUCCAUCGGCUAGUGGCCGAUAUCAAAAGCCUGACGUCGAGUCCACGGCAUUGUUUGCCAUGGAGCUCAGUAAGCGAGAUGCAGUGGACGACGCUGUCCUCCAGGACAACCAGCCUUCUCUGACGAAGUCCGCACUGGAGGCAAUCCACCCAACGAAAGUGAACAUGCGAGCACUCGCCCAGGCCACUCGGAGGUCACUUAUCAACGAACUGCGUCUGUUGGUUCCAUCAUUCAACAUCGACAGCAUAAAGCUUCCCAAUCACGUAUCCUUGGCCAACAUGGACCUGAAAGUGUCCAGAGCUGAGCACACGGAGACUGGAGUCCAGCUAUGCGCUAAUGUGCCUAAGAAAUACGAAGCAAAGUUUACCGUGUCGAAGCUACAGUUGACCAAUCUCACACUGUGCAUCGAUCUCUACAUUGUGACGGACAUGUUUGUGCGACAAGUGAAAACUUCAAUGUCUACGUCCCUGGUCCUACCGUCGGCAACUCUGCAGGGGAGCAUCUCUCUUGCAAUCAACGGCACGUCCACGGCGGUGCUGCACCUGCACGCCAGGCAGCUGAAGGUUUUCGAACUUCUCACGCCAGUGCUGGGAGAGAAAGUCAGCAAGCUGCUGAGGUCGAAUGGCUUCAUGGACAUGUCGGUGGACUAUGUGUCCCUGGACUUAGUGUAUGGCCGCCAGUCACCUCUGCUUGCUAUCUUCCACAUUGAAAUCUCUAGCAUGGCAAACUUUGCUAAGGUGCUGUUCGAGAGCAGUGGCACAAUAUCUCGCAUCAGCUCCGCUAUAAAGCUGGAUAAGAUCUUCUCGAAGUUCGACAUCAAGAACAUCAAUGCAACCGUCAUCCUCAAAGCCGGGAAGGUCUCAUUCUCGUUCCUAGGCCGUCCAACCAUCCCAACACUUAGCCUGAGCACAGGCAUGGAGCUAGCCCUCGGCAAUAUUGGCGCAAUGAAGCAGUCAUUUCGCGCUCUCAAGCUCGGGAUUCCAAAAAUGAGCUUUGUCGACAUACUGAGCAUCUUUGUGCCGUCACUGAAAUCUCUGAAAUCAAUCAAAGGAAUUGGUCAACUGCAACUGCCUGAGUUUGAGUUUUCCAUGACGAGUGGUCUGCCCUUAAACUUUCCUGAUGUGAAGUUACUGGAGUUCAAUUAUCCGAACAUGUCAUUGAUGAAUCUCUUGCCAAGCAGUCCCGGAAUAAGCUUCAUUACCCAGCUGAUGCUAAAGCUCAAACGUGGCGAAAAAUCCUCGGCCAACACAACCUUGAUCGGGCAUUUCUUUGCGGGUGGCUUUUCUCUUGAGCCAUUCAAGAAGAUCAAAUUCAGGAACAUGCCGUUGUCGUUGGAGUUGCUCGUGAACACGUUCUUUCCGACAUUCAACAUUUCAUCUGUGCGACUUCCGUCGUCUCUAGGCGGAUUUCUGAAAGCAUCCAUCCAGCGCUUUGCGAUCGACUCGAAGGCAAAGCUCGCAAGUUUCACUGCCAACAUUGGUGCUCUGAACCUGUUGAAAGGCAUAUGGCCACGGUCCAAGGCAGCCAUCAGCCGGGUUACUUUACUCUCUAUCUCCCUCGGCUACAAGUCUAAGCCAUACUCAUGGAAUUUCAAUGCUACGUGUGUUGGCUCAUUCUUCAAAAUGCCUGGUAAGGCUUUUGUUACCAAAUUUGAUCAGUCAUUUCAGUUCAAGUUCAACCUGCAAAAGCUGGGAAUCUCCAGUCUGGUGGGGCAGAUUCCUGGUGUACAACAUCUCACAUCUCUUCUGAAACGUUUUCAAAUGUUUAGCUUGGAAAUCAAGCGCCCGACCAUCAAGCUUCUUACAAAGCCAUUGACAAUAGGGGCUGAUGGAUCGUUGUCGAUUGGCGGACUGCCGAGUAUUAGCUGCAAUAUAUACGGCACGUCACUGUUCACCAGCAAGGCUGUGUAUGUAUUCGGAAUGGAGAUGAGUAGGUCUGUCAGUUUCAGCACACUGGUGAAAGCAUUCCUGAAAAUUGAUAUCUCCGGCAUACCAUUCUUUGGCGAUUGGAAAUUGCCCAGACUCAAGCUCCUGUUGAUGCCUAAGCGACUGAAUCUCAGUGGGUUGGAGCUAUUCGACACUGGCCUAACCAGAUUGGCAGAAAUGGCAAAACCAAGCCUUCGCUCUCUGCUGGCGUCCAUCCCCAUGCACUUCCCAAAGAUCGGCCUGUAUGAUUUCCCAACAGCAAUGUGUGGCCUGCAGAUCGACUUCAAUACGGGCAAUGCAACUCUCUCAGUUACUGAUUUACUAUCAAAAAUUCUGCCCAGUGGUAAAUUGAUGACAAGACUACCGUCUAUGUUUGGGUCCCUCGACAAGCUAUACGUAAUGCGCUUUCUGCUCAAAUGGAAGAGUCGUGAAUUUGCCGUGCACGCCAAGCUUCAGAAGAGCAUCACGAUAGCGAAGAAUGUUAUUUCAAUAUCCAACAUCGACAUCCGGCUCUCUUAUAUCGGCAAAAUCUUCAACUUCUCCUUUGCAGCUGAUGCCAUGCUGAUGGACUCUCUACACCUGCGAUUGAAUGUAUCCAAGUUUGGGUCAAUGCUGGCAGGGUCGAUAUCCAGCGUUAAACCUAUCAAGAUCGGUGACCUGUUUGCAAAGUCAUCCGCCGCGCAAACGCUGUCCGCUCUCCACCUGAGUGACUUGGUCAUCAGUGACUUCCAGUGCAGUGUUCAGAUGACGUCAUCCAUGAAGUUCGAGAAGCUGUCCAUAGAUGGUAGGGCAACCAUUCCCAAUGUCGGCAGUGCAAAUAUGACAGCCUUGGUCUGGAAACAGAAUGCUACAAAGCUGUUCUUCGCGUUCUGCCUUGGCCAGACAAACGUUGCAUCACUCGCCAAGAGCUUUACUGGCCAAGAUGUAAGCUCAGUGCCACUUGUUGGAAAGCUGUCAGUUGGGAAACUAUUGGUGUACGUGGCUACAAGCGACAUGUCCCUAUCGACAGGUAGACUACAUGCCUGUGGAGCAUAUCUCAAUCAGACGAAGUUCCAGCAAGGCUUCACGUUCAGCAUGAACUUUAGCGACCAAGGACACCAGACCGAGAUCCUGCUUAGCUUUGUCGGUGGAAACCUAUUGGUAUCUGUGAAGGAGUUAUCUCUGCUGACGGUCAUUCGGAUGUUUUUCCCUUCGUUCACUGCCGCAUCAGUGCGACUUCCAAACGGUUUCCCACAGAUUGACAAGAUGACGGUGUCUCGCAUCUACUUUGACUCUCAGCGAAAGAAAGCCAGUUUUGCUGUGCACGUUGGAAGCUUCAAGCUGCCAAAGAAUAUCCUCACCUGCAAGCAUAUCAUACUUGAUCUGAAGGUCGACUACUCCCGGAAACCGACAAACUAUUCAUUCAAGGCUGGCUGUCAGGGCACAUUCCUAUCGAGUAACGUUGAUUUUGCACUUGAGAUGGCAGGGAAAACAGCACACUUUCACACAACUCUGAAGUCAAUAUCUCUUUAUGAUCUGCUGUCGCAUGGGAAGCUAGCAGACAGCAGUUUCUUGCGUUUUCUGGCCAAGUUCAACUUGCUCAACAUCACCAUGUACAACACAACUAUUGACAUGAAGACCAACCCAUCCGAAUUGGCCUUUCUUGGCCACAUCCAGCUUGGUACUGUGAAAGGCGUAACACUGGAACUGAUUGCUAAGAAUGCAUUCAACAAAGCCACACGCGUGAUGACGAUGGGACUUGUUGUACCAGAGAUAAACCUAUCUCAGAUCGUCGCAUACCUUUUCAAAAUGGCUGGCUUCUCGGCUUUCCCGUCCAUAGGGAAUGUAGUGUUAGAUGAGGUAAGAUUGCUUGCGCUGCCGACCAUGAAUCGAAGUCUGGACAAGCUGAGGUUUGUUGAUGUGAAACUCAACACAUUGCUGGGGAUUGCUGGACGAAUUCAACCAAUUUCUAAAGUCAACAACAGUGGAACUCAACAGCCCAAAGUUCCAAUGACUCCAUCCCAUACCAUGGUUACCAAUCUGCACAAUGUCAUGUUGACGCCCAGUGCUUUGCAUGCCGGCACAGUGACAGCAACGCCUCAGAUCAAACCUCAACCCGAGCCUCAACAAACUCCUCCACCUCAGAUCAAACCUCCACACAAGCCUCAACAACCUCCUCCACCUCAGAUCAAACCUCAACCCAAGCCUCAACAACCUCCUCCAUCUCAGACCACACCUCAGCACAAGCUGCAACGACCUGCUCCUACAAGUCCAGCACUAAAGACAGGACAACAGCAAGCGAGCAGAAAACCCCUGGCGUUGGGUUGGUUCGAUCGCCGCCGGCGUCGUCGAAAGAGAUCACCAAGGCUGGUGAAGGCACUUUCCAACAGCAUAGCAGGAAUGUUGAGCAUCAAAUUUCCACAUCUUCAAACUGCACUGGAUAUCUCUUCUGCCCUGUCAUCACGUAGGAUUGACUUCAAUCCAACGCCAAACACAUUGUCUAUAGCUGACCUGAUUGAAAAGUUCUUUUCAAAGUCAAUCAUGCAAUCACUCCACUUACCCGAUUUUAUGCCGGCACUGCAGAAAGUCUUCGUGAACCGAUUCUUAGUGGACUUUGCCAAGAAGCAGUUCCUGGCCAAGUUCGCUAUACCCGGAAGCAUAUCGAUGAUCAAGAAUUAUGUAACGUUAAGCAAUGUCAAAGCUGACUUGGAGUACAUCAACAAGACUUUCAACUUCAACUUCAGCGCCUCAGCGCAGGUGGCUAAAGUUGUGGAAUUCUCUGCCAGUUUCUCAAAGGUAGGACCACACUACCAACUAACUGGUAGGAUACCGGACCUACGCGUUGGAAAGAUGUUGGCUUCAAUUCCGAAGCUUGGGCACAUCUUCAAGCAAAUGGGCAUAGCUGACUUUACAAUCAAGAAAGCCGGUCUUGAUGUCAUAUGGAACGGGACGAAGAGUUCCAUCAGCUUGUUUGGUUCUCCAACCAUGACUCAUUUUGAAGCAGCAGAGACACAGGUUACUGUCCUCGACAUCGGAAAAAUGGGUAAUUCGGCGUUCUUCCUGGGAUUUGCAAUCAAGAAAGGAAAUCUGUCCACACUAGUGAAGUCACUCUCAACUGUUGACAUUUCACAGUUGCCUAGAAUGGGAUCACUACAACUUCCCGAAAUGGCUGUCUGGAUCUCCAGCAAAUCUAUGAGGAUUGGCGAUGAACUGAAGCUGUACAGUGAUAAUAAGAUCUAUAGUGGUAUGAAGAAGAUCGAGCGCGGUGCUCACUUUAUUUACAAUGCUGAUAUGGGUGGACGGACCGUCUUGAUGGCAAUGGGUGUCAGUUUGAAGAUGGUGGAUGUCCAUUUACCGGAAGGCGUUUCCCUUCAUCAAAUCCUGGCGUAUAUGGUGCCUUCAGUUACCCAGGAUUCCACCUACAAAACGUUUGAUCGACUAUUUGGGUUCAUCUUUAGGUUGCAAGUCAAGUAUGUGCUGUAUGAUGCGAAGCAGUCUCGCAGUACCAUCAUUGGGAAGAUCCCCCAGUCACUCUCUUUCUUCAAAGGCAAAAUCAAGCUCACUAAAGCAGAAUACAAUGCUUCAUUGAUCAAAAACCAUCAAUUCAGCAUGGCACUUAUUGGCGAAAUGGUCCUCUUCAAGAUACCUUUCCAGGCCGAAGUCAAAUAUUCUACCAAACACUCAGAACUUUUGUUCAAACUGGAGACAGAAAAGACUCUCAAGUUGAUUGAUUUAACCAAUGCAAUAUCUAAGAAGAUCGGACAGAACAAGUUCGUCAAGAAGCUUCAGCUCGACAGAUUCGCUAUCAAGAAGCCGUCGGCGGAAUUGAUCAAAUCUCCCGAUGGCCUCGCCACACAACUGGCCGGUCAACCCACAAUACCUCUGUUUGGCAAGUACGAUGCUGAGUUCAUUCUCACAACCAGCCCAACACUCUACGUACUGAUACUCAGCAGACACGACACGUCCUUCACCGACAUAUUUCACAGCAUGACGGGCAUCGACCUCUCCAAGCUCUUCUUCUUCCAUCUCUUCUCCGGACCGGCGGACAUUGCCCUGACCUACUCGAACGCAGGGAAGGACCAGAAGCUGCCAUUCAAGAUCAAAACCUACCCGUUUGAACAGGAAACCAAAGUGAUACCAGAAGGCUUAUGUCUCUACUUUGAAAUCGGCCUUCCGAAAUGUGGCAGUGAUAAGCUCUGCGCACUUUUCCACAAGCUGUUUGGCGACAAGAAGUUCAAAUUGGAAAUUGAAAACUUGGGACAUGAGCCGAACAUAAAGAUGGAAGCACCGAUCGGCGGUCACCUGAAAAUCGCUGGAUUUGACCUUCAUGAUAUCCGAUUUGGUGUAGAGUUUGGAACAACUUUGCAGUUUGGUCUGACUCAUGCCGAGUUGGACGUAAGCUUUGACAAGAACAACAAGUUCAAGUUUAUUGGCGAUCUGACAACGGACCCAGCAAUGAAUGUAGAAAUGUCCUUCCAGAUGGUGGGAAUGUGGCAAAAGGCCUUCGGCAUACCAUUCCUGGCAUUCGGCAACAUAAUCCUGCGUGUGCGUGUGAACGCCGACUGUCCCAUCUGCAUAUCAGCCGGUGAGUAUGGCGGUGAACUGUGGCUUGGCUAUCAUUGCCGAAUUAACGACAACAAGACAACGUGCAUAAUGGGAAGAGGAUACUUCGGUUUCGAUGCUGAGAAGCCCGAGAAGAACUACUGCUUCUUCAGCGUCAACCAGUUCAGCUACGCAAAACUACUGGCUGCAGUGGGCGUGCCAAAACUACCAGACGCAUUCGAGAAGAUCUUAAGUUACUGGGAAAUGGAGGAUGUUCUCUUUUCCUACAGUCUUCUUUUCCGUGACGUCCCACACGGUAAUACAACACAACCAAUACCAGCCGGACUUAUCUUGCGUGGGAAGUUCACAUUCUUAUGGGCUGCUAAAGUCAACAUCAAUGUGCGAGUGUAUGCGUUCAAUGGCGUUCCCACGGCCAUUUUCGGCACGGUCUGGACGAAUCCCAUCACGUUGCUAAAUUCCGUCCAUCUGACUGCAUCCAACGACACCAAGAAAGGUGCCAUCUUCUCCCUGAAGGCAGGUGUUGUACCGCCAGCAUUCCACGUCAGCCUCACUGCAAAGCUCACUAUCCCUGCGCUAAAAGUGGUCGUUAACGUGCUCGGGAACAUUACCACCAAGGGAAUAGCAUUUCAUUUUGAUGCUAAGCUGAUCAUAUUCGACGUUGUCUUGGAUCUAAGUGCCCAGUUCAAAAAGGCCCUCAACCCCAAGACAUUCCAGGGUUUCAUGAUGAAGGGAACUGUAAGGGCCACUGGUCUUAAGUUCUUGGCUGGGAAAGUCAAGGAGGCUUGUGAAACAGCACGCAGGAAGGCAGAAGAGCACCUACACAAAGUGGAGAAGGUGCUGGACACGAUCGAGAAAGCCGUUAAGUCUGCGAUAGCCAAUAAGGAGGCUGCAGAGAAGGUGAAGAAAGGACGCGAAGCUGCCGUCAAGACGGCCAAGGCAGGUGUCGACACGGCAGAGCAUGCCAUCAGCAAGCUGUGCAGCAUUCACAGCUGCAAGAAAUGUGGCGUACCGAAACUGUGCAUGAAAAAGAAAUGCUCCUGCGCCGUCAAGUACCCGUGUGGAUGGGGGAAGAUCUGCUGCAAGGAUGUCUGCGUGCCAUACCCGAGCUUUUGUGGCUCGAUGUGCCUACCCGUGGAUCCCAAGUGCUUGGCGCAAAAUGCGGUUUGCGCACCGUUACGAGGUGCGGCGUAUGCCGCCAAGAAAACCGCCGAGGGGAGCCUCGGCGCGGCCAACAAGGCACUGGAUACAGCGCAGAAGGGAUAUCUGGCAGCAGCUGCCGCCGUUGCAAAGUACAACCCCGCUCUGCUGGCAGCACGGGCCGCCGUCAAAGCGGCGAAGGAAGCCGUCAACCAAAUCCUCGGCAUACUGAAGGCGUUUUCCUUCACCGUGGACAGGAUCGCUUUCCAGAUGGCGCUGGGCGUGGCAAAGAAAGGUUUCAUGGAAGCCAAACUUGAUAUUACCGCCAGCGGUCAGAAAGCACACCUCAGCUUCCGAAUCAAUUUGAAGAAUAUCAUGGAAACGGCCUGGAUGUUGGCAAAGAAGUUCUUUACAAAGAUCUUCGACUUGCUGAAGAAACUGAAGAUAAGUAUAUAGCAGUAAAGAGGCCAAUGCUGUAGACACGACAGUAACUGCAUGGUUAUUCCAGCUUCAAAUUCUACUUGAUUAUUUAGCAUUCAAUCAACACAAGGUUCAAUUUCGCCAAACGUCUGUAAAAUCAUUGCUCGUGAAUGCAUUUAAUCUCGGCAUCUAACUGGAGCUGCCAACUGAAAAGCAUUUGCCCGGUACCUUGCUGUCUCUUCCUUGGCACCUCAAUUUCACUUUCUACAAACUUAUAAUCCGUCAAUGUCACUGUUUUGUUUCAGUUCUUCUCAGCGUUUCCAACACUGUUUUUGUUCAUACCUGCACUGGCAUUAAAUUUUGUAUCCACUGAACUCCAAGUCGCUACCUCUUUUCCACUGAA
Messenger RNA from Sycon ciliatum, 9757 nucleotides. RefSeq lists its product as uncharacterized. The record is from RefSeq and is a predicted model, not a curated record. Bases 118 to 9390 code for a protein of 3090 amino acids. The transcript has 11 exons. Lineage: Eukaryota; Metazoa; Porifera; Calcarea; Leucosolenida; Sycettidae.